This is a messenger RNA of Thlaspi arvense, 936 nucleotides long. The record is from the annotation of a GenBank genome assembly. NCBI's taxonomy places the organism in Eukaryota, Viridiplantae, Streptophyta, Magnoliopsida, Brassicales, Brassicaceae.
AUGGUCUGGUCUGAACCCAACAACUCUCUCUCUCUCUCUCUCGCUAUAAAGUUUUUAGCUUUAAAACUCAGUGUCAGGUUUUGGUGGGAUAAUUCUGGUAAAGAAGCAAAACGAUGGGGGACGAAGCAAAGAUCUUCACUCUUUCUGAAGUUUCAGAGCACAAUCACGCUCAUGAUUGCUGGAUUGUCAUCAAUGGAAAGGUGCAUCCACGCCAUUGAUCUUGUUUUAGUCAAAUGGAGCAAGAACCUUACGAACUUUCCUUUUUGUGGCUCCACUGUUUCUUGCAUUGGAAUCAUAAGUAUGGUGUACAAUGUGACCAAGUUCCUUGAAGACCAUCCUGGUGGGGAUGAAGUUCUCUUGUCUUCCACAGGUAAGGAUGCAACUGAUGAUUUUGAGGACGUGGGUCACAGCGAGAGCGCGAGAGAGAUGAUGGAACAGUACUACGUAGGAGAGAUCGAUCCAACAACAAUCCCAAAGAAAACCAAGUACACUCCUCCUAAGCAGCCUCACUACAAUCAAGACAAGACCUCUGAGUUCAUAAUCAAGAUCCUCCAGUUCCUCGUACCCCUUGCCAUUCUCGGUUUGGCAGUUGGGAUUCGUAUUUACACAAAAUCAGGGUAGUCUUCUUUUUUUCUGAGCAUUACUCCCUUAUAUCUAUAUGUAGAGAGAGAGAGAGCGAGAGAGAGAGAUUUAAGUCUUUACAGAGGACAAAUCUCGAAGCCUCUCCCUUUGUUCCUGUCUCUCUGCUCCCAUCUUUUGUUGUUUGAAUGUAUUUUGCACUGUUUCUUAAGUGUUGUGAUGAAGUUGCAUCUGAACAGCAGUCUUGCAAGAAUGCAACUGAUAUUGAUCUAUAAUUCAUAUUGUGAAAGUUAUGACUUUGAGUGAUCUGUUUGAAGGUAUGGUUUAUUAUUGGCUAAGCCUUAUCAUGCAAUAUUA